Messenger RNA from Sinocyclocheilus anshuiensis, 3560 nucleotides. RefSeq names its product EVI5-like protein. The transcript is spliced from 19 exons. Bases 69 to 2474 code for a protein of 801 amino acids. NCBI's taxonomy places the organism in Eukaryota, Metazoa, Chordata, Actinopteri, Cypriniformes, Cyprinidae. Gene Ontology annotation, biological process: regulation of GTPase activity. Gene Ontology annotation, molecular function: GTPase activator activity; small GTPase binding. The record is from RefSeq and is a predicted model, not a curated record.
CCCAAACGGUCUAUGUAUUCACUAACUUUAAAGAGAAAUCUAAAUGUUGCAGAUGACCUAGCCAUCUAAUGGUGGCGACAGACAAGGUAGCAGGCAAGCUGAGUUCGACUCUUUCAUGGGUGAAGAACUCAGUGUCGCUCACGGUGAGUCAGAUGGCUAGUCAGGUGGCCACCCCCUCCUCGCUGCAUACCACUGUGGCUUCAUCCAUGGCCUCGCUGUCCUCGCCCUCCUCAGCUUCCCCGUCCCAGCUCAGCCCGGAUGAUGUGGAGCUGUUGGCCAAACUAGAGGAGCAGAACAGGUUGUUGGAGACGGACAGUAAGUCUUUACGGUCUGUGAAUGGCUCUCGAAGGAACAGUGGCUCCUCACUGGUGUCUAGUUCAUCAGCCUCCUCCAACUUGUCACACUUGGAGGAGGAUACAUGGAUCAUGUGGGGACGCAUCGUCAAUGAGUGGGAAGAUGUGCGGAAGAAGAAGGAAAAACAACUAAAGGAACUGGUUAGGAAAGGCAUUCCACAUCACUUCCGAGCAAUAGUGUGGCAGCUGUUGUGCAAUGCCCAGAAUCUACCCAUAAAGGAGCAGUAUUCUGAGCUGCUGAAGAUGACCUCGCCUUGUGAAAAGCUUAUCCGCAGGGACAUUGCCCGUACCUACCCCGAGCAUGAGUUCUUUAAGGAGAAGGACAGUCUGGGUCAGGAGGUGCUCUUUAAUGUUAUGAAGGCUUAUUCCCUGGUUGAUAGAGAGGUGGGCUACUGUCAGGGAAGUGCUUUCAUUGUCGGCCUUCUUCUAAUGCAGAUGCCAGAAGAAGAGGCUUUCUGUGUGUUUGUGAAACUGAUGCAGGAUUACAGGCUGAGAGAGCUCUUUAAACCCAGUAUGGCUGAACUUGGCCUAUGCAUGUACCAGUUUGAAUGUAUGAUUCAGGAGCAGCUCCCAGAGCUCCAUGUGCACUUCCAGGCCCAGAGUUUCCACACCUCCAUGUAUGCUUCAUCUUGGUUCCUCACCAUCUUUCUUACCUCUUUUCCUCUUCCUGUCGCCACCAGGAUCUUUGAUAUAUUCAUGUGUGAGGGUUUAGAGAUAGUGUUUCGUGUGGGCAUGGCCAUCCUGCAGAUGAAUCAGGCUGAGCUCAUGCAGUUGGACAUGGAGGGAAUGUUGCAGCACUUUCAGAAGGUCAUCCCUCACCAGCUGGAUAGUGGACCCAUUAUUGCUGAACUGUUUCUUUAUGCCUUUAUUCUCAGGUUGGAAAAGGAGUACACUACAAUCAAAACCAAGGAGAUGGAGGAACAGGUGGAGAUCAAGAGACUACGCACAGAGAACAGACUCCUGAAGCAGAGAAUAGACACUCUGGAGAAAGAAAGUGCUUCUUUGGCAGAUAGAUUGAUACAGGGUCAGGUGACACGAGCCCAAGAGGCAGAGGAGAACUACCUGGUCAAACGGGAGCUGGCCACGGUCAAACAACACAAUGAGGAGACCAGCGCACUGCUGGAGCAAGCGCAAAACACCAUCCGACAGCUCCAGCAACAGCAGCCGUUUGCGAAGGGGAACCCACGCUACUCUGAAGAGUUCAUCCUGCAGUUGGAGAGGGAACUGGUGCAGGCCCGUCUUAAAGAGGCUGAGUCUCAGUGUGCACUGAAGGAGAUGCAGGACAAGAUUCUUAACAUGGAGAAGAGAAAUGCAUCCCUGCCAGAUGAAAAUAAUGUGGUACGUCUUCAGGAGGAGCUAAUUGGUGUAAAGUUGAGGGAGGCAGAGGCUCUAACAGGCCUUAAAGAGCUUAGACAGCAGGUCAGAGACCUGGAGGAGCACUGGCAGAGGCAUCUGGCAUGCACGGCAGGCCGCUGGAAAGACAGUCCGCGGAAGAAUGCAGCGAGCGAGCUUCAGGAUGAGCUGAUGAGCGUGAGGCUCAGAGAGGCAGAGGCACAGGCUGAGCUCAGAGAAAUCAGACAGAGGAUGCUGGAACUGGAAACCCAGAAUCAGAUACAUAGUAAUCAACUGCGGCGUGCAGAACUAGAGGCACGAAAUCUACAGGAGCGACUGCAGGUUUUGACCAACCAGAACAAGAGGUUGCAUGCAGAGCUGCAGGAGACAAAACGGAAACAGGCUGAAAUAGAGUGCAAGAAAGAGGAAGGAAAAGUCCAAGGUCAGCUCAACAACACGGACUCCAGCCAGUACAUCCGAGACCUCAAGGAUCAGAUAACAGAUCUCAAACAUGAGAUCCGAUGCUUAAGAGGGCAGCGGGGCUUACGCGGCCAACCCAGUUUUGAUGGGAUUCAUAUAGUCAAUCACUAUGGAGGGGACAACGAAUCCUACCAGUCCUCUGAUGACGAUGGAGUGAAGCUGUCACCCCAGCUGACCAGUCAUCAGGUUAGAGGCCGGAUCACACUACAUCCAAACCUGGAGGACUCGGAAAGUGAGGGUGAUGAGGAAGGAGAUGCCCUACGACUUAGUGUGCCCUCAAAUGGCAGCCAUAAGACAACUACAGUGUGAUCAUCUGGAUUGGUGACACAAACUGCCAUCGAAGGUCUGGGAAGGAGAGUGUGACUUUAAGCUCGUCCUUUAAAUCUGCCUAGAGCAUUGAGCAUGGGACUCAAACUGGAGAACUUGAAAAGCCCUCGUUCAUCUUUACAAAUGGACUUAUGGAGUCUUAUCUUUCUUAAGGUCAUGGUUUACAUCUGCAUUUGUUUUGUUUUUGCCAAAAUGUGUCAGAUGUUUGUCCUGGCACUAGUUUUUAAUUUUAGCCUCAAAAAAAAGAGGACGAAUAGGCCUCUUUAGGCUCUGAGACCCUUGUAAUCAAAAUCAACGUUUUGUGGCAAGAGAUUCCCAAACCUUAAAAGGUGGGUGUUUCUAAUACCCCACGUUUUUUCACAUUACGAGAAGCGAUUUUGUAUAGCGUAGUGUUUUAUGCAUUAAGAAUUUGCAUUGGCAUAGCUUUUAUUUUUUAAAUCAUCCUUUUUUAACAAACCACGAGAAACCAGUGAAAGCAUAACUUUUGAGGGAAACGUAUUACGGAACACUAUUAUCUUUAAAUGCACAUUAAACUGUUCCAUAUUAAUACAGUGGUGUCAUAUCGUAAGUUAGCAAGCCUUGUUUUCCUGGCAUGAAUUAUACGAUUGGGUCUUGAACACAUUAAGUGUGGGUCAAGGAACCAGUAUCUAUGUAAAUAUGUACAUGUUUUGAUUGUUUUUCCAUCUCCAUUAUUACUUGAAAAUAUGUAUUCAAUGGACGUCAUGUCUAUAUUGUAAUGUAUUGUACAGUUAAGUUGAAAGGGAUGUAUUACUGAAUUAGGGAGGUCUUUGGAGGCAACAGCUUUUCCUGGCACACUGCUGUCCGGUAACUUUUAUGUACUGUAGCUCUGAUGUAGGCAGUUCUCCGUUUCACAGAAUGGAGUUUUUGUUUUGUGACUGGAAACAUUCUAUGAAAUUCUUGCUGAUUUACAAUAUUUUCUACAGUAUGUGGUAUGCUGAGCAUGUUAUGAAUAAUGAAUACCUGCAAACUGAUGGAAUCGAAGGCAGGGAGUGUGUCGGUUAGUGGAACAAUGUUCUCAUUAUUUCUGGCCUUACUUAAGCCAAGCAC